Benincasa hispida (wax gourd) is the source of this 678-nucleotide messenger RNA. Its product is annotated as Cox19 family protein (CHCH motif). The record is from RefSeq and is a predicted model, not a curated record. Lineage: Eukaryota; Viridiplantae; Streptophyta; Magnoliopsida; Cucurbitales; Cucurbitaceae.
UUUUUUUUUUUUUUUUUUUGAUAUCUUUAAUCGUGUCGGGUGGGAUCAUCUCGAUACAAUUACGUAUAAAAGGAGAUCGAUUCUCUUUGCCUUCUCAAUCGGAUUUCAGGCUCCCAUUUUAACCGACCUCUAUUUUCCACCGAGACAGAGUGAGCUUUUCCGGCAUGGCUUCAACUUCUAGGGAUCCGGCUCCGCCGUACGCCAGUGCUGCUAGAAUUUCCGAUUCUCCUUGUUAUCCUCAGUACAGCGCUUCCCUGAAAUGUCUUGAAGAACAUAACUCAGAGAAGAGCAAAUGUCGAGAACAUUUUGAUGUUUACAAGGAAUGCAAGAAGAAAGAGCGGGAAGCUCGAUUGGAACGCAACAGGAACCGGUCUUUCUUCUCAUGAAAUUAUACAUUUAGGCAUGUUUCUUGAUAUUGAAGUAUGUAAGUUCAAUAUGCAAUCUGCACACACUUGUUAACCUUCUCGUAGCAGUAGAUUUAUCUGGUGCUCAUUGAGACAAUGAUUCAGCGUGUACUGCCCUCUUACUACCAUCAUUCGUCUAUUAAUAAAAGAUGCAUACCAUCUUUAUAUUCAAUCAUCUCCAUGUUGAUCAUUUUUCAUUGUGAAAGUGUAGGAAUCUGUAAAAAUUGAUCUUCAAUUUGAUCUAAAUAGUGCAGGCUACAAGAGUUACGCAGCA